GGGGGCCGCUGGCUGCGGGCAGCGCGGAGCGGCGGCGACGGAGCAGCCGGAGCCCGGGCGGCGCUGAGGGGAGGCGGCAGGCAGGCAGGCAGGCAGGCAGCCAUCCCAGCGCGGCGCGGCCCGGCCGAGGGACCCGCUCCGCCGCGGCAGGCACGGCCGGCGCCGCCCGCCCUCCCGCACGCCGUGCCCCCGCGGCGCGGCGCGGCCUGGCCGCGGCUCGGCGAGCGGGGCCCAGGCGGCGGCGGCCGUGGUGGUGGUGGCGGCGGCGGCUGGGCGCUCCGCCGCGCCUGCCCUGCCAUCUUAGGUGCCGUGCCCCGCCGCCUUUGUGCCCGCCGCGCCCGGGCACCCGCGGGGGCCGGGCCCGACGCCCCUCCGGGGGCGCCUCCCCCCGCGGGGCCGCCGCCCCUUGCCCCACUCCUUCUCCUCCUCCUCCUCCUCCGCGGGGGGCCGACCGGCGCUCCCAGCCCGGCUGCGGCGGAGGUAAUCCAUGCUGAAGAGGCUCCAUUCAUACAGAUGAACCAAGGGUUGAGGCAGCACUUUAAACCCAGAUAGUCGGUCGGCUAACUGCCCAGCAGGAUGCCAUCAACCAGCCGAGCGGGCAGCCUGAAGGACCCAGAAAUUGCAGAGCUCUUCUUCAAAGAAGAUCCAGAAAAGCUCUUCACAGAUCUCCGAGAGAUUGGCCAUGGAAGCUUCGGAGCAGUUUAUUUUGCACGUGAUGUGCGCACCAAUGAAGUGGUGGCCAUCAAGAAAAUGUCAUAUAGUGGGAAGCAGUCCAAUGAGAAAUGGCAGGAUAUUAUUAAGGAAGUCAAGUUCCUCCAAAGAAUAAAACACCCUAACAGUAUAGAAUACAAAGGCUGCUAUUUGCGGGAACAUACAGCAUGGCUUGUUAUGGAAUAUUGUUUAGGAUCAGCAUCAGACUUACUAGAAGUUCAUAAAAAGCCAUUGCAAGAAGUGGAAAUAGCAGCAAUUACCCAUGGUGCUCUCCAGGGAUUAGCAUACUUGCAUUCUCACAAUAUGAUCCAUAGAGAUAUCAAGGCAGGAAACAUCCUGCUGACAGAGCCAGGACAGGUGAAACUUGCUGACUUUGGGUCUGCUUCCAUAGCAUCUCCUGCCAACUCAUUUGUGGGGACGCCAUAUUGGAUGGCCCCAGAAGUGAUUUUAGCCAUGGAUGAAGGGCAGUAUGAUGGCAAAGUAGAUGUUUGGUCUCUUGGAAUUACCUGUAUUGAGUUAGCGGAAAGGAAGCCUCCUUUGUUUAAUAUGAACGCAAUGAGUGCCUUAUAUCACAUAGCGCAGAAUGAAUCCCCUACACUACAGUCUAAUGAAUGGUCUGAUUAUUUUCGAAACUUCGUAGAUUCUUGCCUCCAGAAAAUUCCUCAAGACAGGCCUACAUCAGAGGAGCUUCUGAAGCAUAUGUUUGUUCUUCGGGAGCGGCCUGAAACAGUGUUAAUAGACUUGAUUCAGAGAACAAAGGAUGCAGUGAGAGAACUGGACAACCUGCAGUAUCGUAAAAUGAAGAAGCUCCUCUUCCAGGAGGCGCACAAUGGCCCCGCAGUCGAAACACAGGAGGAGGAGGAGGAACAAGAUCAUGGUGUUGGCAGGACAGGAACAGUGAAUAGUGUCGGAAGUAAUCAGUCCAUUCCUAGUAUGUCUAUCAGUGCCAGUAGCCAAAGCAGUAGUGUUAACAGUCUUCCAGAUGCCUCGGAUGAUAAGAGCGAGCUGGAUAUGAUGGAGGGGGACCACACCGUGAUGUCAAAUAGUUCUGUCAUUCAUUUAAAGCCGGAGGAAGAAAAUUACAGAGAGGAGUCAGAUCCUCGAACAAGGGCAUCGGAACCCCAGUCUCCUCCCCAAGUAUCUCGCCACAAGUCUCAUUAUCGCAACCGAGAGCACUUUGCUACUAUACGCACAGCGUCGCUGGUGACAAGGCAAAUGCAGGAACAUGAACAAGACUCUGAACUGCGAGAGCAGAUGUCUGGCUAUAAACGUAUGAGACGGCAACACCAGAAGCAACUGAUGGCGUUAGAGAAUAAACUGAAGGCAGAGAUGGAUGAGCAUCGCCUUAGGUUGGACAAAGAUCUUGAGACACAGCGUAACAAUUUUGCUGCAGAAAUGGAAAAGCUAAUUAAAAAGCACCAAGCAGCCAUGGAAAAAGAGGCUAAAGUGAUGGCCAAUGAAGAAAAGAAGUUUCAACAGCAUAUUCAGGCCCAGCAGAAAAAAGAAUUGAACAGUUUCCUGGAGUCCCAGAAGAGAGAAUAUAAACUCCGUAAAGAGCAGCUGAAAGAGGAGCUGAAUGAAAACCAGAGCACUCCAAAGAAGGAGAAGCAGGAGUGGCUUUCCAAGCAGAAGGAGAACAUCCAGCAUUUCCAGGCAGAGGAAGAAGCCAACUUACUGAGGCGUCAGAGGCAGUACUUGGAGCUGGAGUGUCGUCGCUUUAAGAGACGGAUGCUCCUUGGCCGCCAUAAUCUGGAGCAGGACCUGGUUCGGGAGGAGUUAAACAAAAGGCAGACACAGAAGGACCUGGAGCACGCCAUGCUGCUGCGUCAGCACGAGUCCAUGCAGGAGCUGGAGUUCCGCCAUCUCAGUACCAUCCAGAAGAUGCGCUGUGAGCUGAUCCGACUCCAGCACCAGACUGAGCUCACCAACCAGCUGGAAUACAACAAGCGCCGGGAGCGGGAGCUGAGGCGUAAGCACGUCAUGGAGGUCCGGCAGCAGCCCAAGAGCCUGAAGUCAAAAGAACUACAGAUAAAGAAGCAGUUUCAGGAUACAUGCAAGAUCCAAACCAGACAGUACAAAGCACUGAGAAACCAUCUGCUGGAGACCACGCCAAAGAGUGAACAUAAAGCUGUCCUCAAACGGCUCAAGGAGGAGCAGACCCGGAAGCUGGCUAUCCUGGCUGAGCAGUAUGAUCACAGCAUUAAUGAAAUGCUCUCUACACAAGCUCUGCGUUUGGAUGAAGCACAGGAAGCAGAGUGCCAGGUUUUGAAGAUGCAGCUGCAGCAAGAAUUGGAGCUGCUGAAUGCAUAUCAGAGUAAAAUCAAGAUGCAGGCAGAAGCCCAGCAUGAUCGGGAGCUGCGUGAUCUUGAACAGAGGGUAUCCCUCCGUCGGGCCCUCCUUGAGCAGAAGAUUGAGGAGGAGAUGCUGGCGUUGCAGAACGAGCGUACCGAACGGAUACGAAGCCUGCUGGAGCGUCAAGCUCGCGAGAUCGAAGCCUUUGACUCAGAAAGCAUGAGGCUAGGUUUUAGUAAUAUGGUUCUUUCUAAUCUCUCCCCCGAGGCGUUCAGCCACAGCUACCCGGGAGCUUCUGGCUGGUCCCACAAUCCUACUGGGGGUGCAGGACCUCACUGGGGUCAUCCCAUGGGUGGCCCACCACAAGCUUGGGGCCAUCCAAUGCAAGGUGGACCCCAGCCAUGGGGUCACCCCUCGGGGCCCAUGCAGGGGGUACCUCGAAGUAGUGCGAUAGGGGUCCGCAACAGCCCCCAGGCUCUGAGGCGGACAGCUUCUGGGGGACGGACGGAACAGGGCAUGAGCAGGAGCACAAGUGUUACUUCACAAAUAUCCAAUGGUUCACACAUGUCUUAUACAUAACUUAAACAAUAACUGAGGGUGGCAAUUCCACUGGAGCUGUCUGCCAACAGAAACUGCCUACAGACACCAGCCCAGCAGCCUCCUCAGUGCGGUGCUGACGUGUGGGAGCUGGGUGCACAUGGAAUAUUGUAUUCAUUUUGUAAAGCAUUACGUUUUGUGUUUACUAACUGGGAUGUCAUAGUAUUUGGCUGCAGGGGUUGGGGGGGUGGUUUUUUGGUUUUUUUUUUUGUUGUUGUUGUUGUUGUUUUUUACUCUUUGGAGGGGUCUUGGGAGGGCGUCUGAGAAAUAUAUGCAAUUAGUCAGAAGAGUUGGCUGGUGGUCGUCACACUGACAGGACAGAAGGGCCUCAGACUGCCCUCGUCACGCCAUCCAUAGGAAGUCUGAGGGAGAAUGGAGACCUCCUCCCAUGUCCAUAAAUUUCGAACUGCCACCCUGCAAAAACCAGGCGAGCUGCCUUUAAACCACCAUCCGGGGGAGGAACAGCUGGAUCUUCUGUUCCGUUUUUAUUUGUCAUUAAAUUGGAUACAUUUCUAGGGUAUUGCCUUUGCUAAGAGGCAUUUUCAAAGACUUGUAGGUGAGGAAGAAGGGUGAGAAGAGAGGCUGGGAGACACCAGGGCUCAGCAGGGCCCUUCUACCCAAGUGCCCGCUCCGUGUCGUGUAAGAAGUGACAUUCUCUAAGAAGGCACUGGUCAGCUUCCCGAGAACUGUGUAGGUAAACCUGUCUGGAGGGAACAGGCUAGAAAUGUUUGAAAUUGUAUUCCUGCUUUGGCACUCCCUGACUGUGCUGCUGGUAGCUCAGAUGAGGUUGGGCAGAGGAGCGUGAGUAAUGCACUUGUACAGCUAAUACUGUGACAUCUCAUUUUAGCUAAGCAUCAGAAUAAUUCUUGGAGCCCAGCGUAGUCCUUUUUGCUCCAUUCAGAAAUGUUAGACUUUCAGCCAAUCAGUCUCAAAUGCCAGAGGUAUUUUGAAGGAUGCCAUAGUCACAAAAUGCCAUUGAUCGGGUUUUUCAUUAUUACACUACAUCCACCAAUUUAUUACCUUUUUGGCUUGUUGCAAUUUCCUGUUUACAUGUAGAGUUGUAGCCAACUGUUUAAAUGUUUAGUUGCCACAGUGUACCAGGAGGAGCUGAGCCAAUGACUCUUUCCCAGCUGAUGACUAACCCACAUCACCACUGUAGAUCUUGCUGCAUGUGAGGCUCCUUUUUAUUAUUUUUCAUUGCUGCAAUACUUCACAACUUUUACAGUCCCUUGAGACGCUGUGAUAUUUUGGCAGCGUAUCACACCACGCGAGAAGGCACUACUUCCAGAGGCUCGUUGGAGCUGCUGUACUACUGAAAGGAAGCAAAAGGAGGUUGUGAAAUCCAUACGGUGGUAAAGGGAUCAGGGAGUCUCGUUAACCGAGUGACUUUGUGGCAUCGUGUCAUCCCUUAGUGCUGGGAACUGGAGAUGCCCCCGUGCUCUCGUGCCGGUGCCAGGGCAGUCUGGGUCAGCCAGCACUGGGGGGUAGGGGAAGAGCAGGUAGAUGAAGUUUGGCUUGAGGCAAAGAUUUCUGUCUUGGGGACUGACCGGCCAGGGUUCUUUGUAAAUGUUUUUCCUUGCACACUAAUCAUCUUGAAGAAAACACUAGCUGCUAACUCUAGGAUUUGCCUUUAAUAUGUUUAUAGGGCUCAAAAGCAAGGUUUUCCGAAUGUGUUUGUCCAUGUGACAUAUUUAUAUAGUAAAUACUCUAGUGUCUCGCUGCUGUUCAGUACUCUCAACAGGGCGAUGUUCUUUCGUUAGCUAAAUUAACAUCCACUCCCAAUCCUUAACUCUCUGCCAGUGUCUGGUGAAUCCAACUGGGAUUUCUAGCAUCUUGAUGUAGCAUAUCACUCUAAUCGAAGAUGGAAGCUCUACCAAAAUACGUUCGAGCAGCCCCUUAGUAAGGAGCUUUGUAGUACUAACAGUUGACAGAAGCCUGGGAUGAGGCAGUGGUCCCACAGAGGUGAUUCUGGUUGCCCCCUGGGGCAAGUGGUGACUGUGACCUUGUCCUGUCCUUUCCUCUGCUAUGUUUUUUAUGUGGAAUUAGAUGUUUUGGGGUCAUUCUUUUGCAUUGCAAUGUUGUUGAAAUGCAGCGAAACUGAUUUAGGAAAGGUACCUGUAUUUUCCUGGGGUUAGAAAGAAAGACAAAAAUGAAAUGAAAGGCCAAAAUUGUACUGGGAUUUACCAUGUGAGUGUGGAGGGUGUGCCCAGAGCAUGGUGCUAACACAGCGUUUUGAAGUUCAGCUCCUCUAUCCCAAACAGCAGCAGCGACAGCGGGGACAGGCUAUACCUGCAAGUUCAGUGGGUUCAUUCUUUUGCUUCUGUUAUGGUUUGAAUUUGGUCAAAGUCUCUGGCUUAAAUUGAGCUACUUCAACAGAAUUCUCUCAACCCAUCUCUUUGUGUAAUGUCAAGCAUGACUGAAUGCUGAAUCCAAAUGAUGGCUAUCCCAUAUUGGCUUUUUUUGUAUUCAAAAAGAAUUGUGUAGUAACCAUUUUUACAUGUAUAUCAUGUGCAGACCUGGACUAUUCCAACAAGUUAAUAUUUUAAUUAAAAUAGUUUGCAAAAACUGAUUCAGAUCAA
This is a messenger RNA of Grus americana (Whooping crane), 6179 nucleotides long. RefSeq names its product TAO kinase 1 (gene TAOK1). Gene Ontology annotation, molecular function: protein kinase activity; ATP binding. The record is from RefSeq and is a predicted model, not a curated record. The transcript is spliced from 20 exons. The coding region runs from base 577 to 3582 and encodes 1001 amino acids. Lineage: Eukaryota; Metazoa; Chordata; Aves; Gruiformes; Gruidae. Gene Ontology annotation, biological process: protein phosphorylation; execution phase of apoptosis.